This is a messenger RNA of Meyerozyma guilliermondii ATCC 6260, 453 nucleotides long. RefSeq lists its product as uncharacterized. The record is from RefSeq and is a predicted model, not a curated record. Bases 1 to 453 code for a protein of 150 amino acids. The transcript has a single exon. NCBI's taxonomy places the organism in Eukaryota, Fungi, Ascomycota, Pichiomycetes, Serinales, Debaryomycetaceae.
AUGGAUACUCAAGGAAAGAGAAAGCGGCAGAAAGGAAUCGUGUUGGUGGGACGAGUAAUCACUCAUUCUCCGAUUCAUCGUAAACUCACUCUCUUCAUUUUCUCUUUUGACCCAUUUUCAAUACUUUCAUUCUUUAUCUCACUUAUUUCUCCCAAUCCUCUCUUAUUUUUUUCAUUCUUAUUUCCCUCUCAAUUUCCUCAAUUCUCUCUCUUCGCUCUUCUCUCUCUCUACACUUUUCUCUCUAAUGUCUUCGGUAUGUACCCUAUACUACAACUGGAUUCGAUUCUGUCUCCUUAUCAAAAGUACCUGGCAUCCACAGAAGAUAAAGAAUGCCAAAUACACCAAAACUGCCUUAAAAAUGGUUCCUGCCACGGCCCCGCCGUCUUCAGGAUCGUUGAUGGAGCCCAUCAUGGACUCAUGACCGGUUUUAAACAACAAACCAAGAACAGAUAA